CAUAUGUGGCGCGCUUACAGGCCGUCCCGAGCGAAGACGUGAUUCAGGAAUGACAUUAUUCCAGCCAUUUCCUUUGAGAAAUAAUGUUCGCAUAUAAACCCCUGACCCACCUCCCUCCGUUGGUCCCGAUACUCUUCCCGACGUUCAAAUCGUCCUUCACAACUCUACCCUCAUCCUGAUAUGAUCACCCACCAUGAGUCCACAGCCAACCAGUGCCCGCCCGAAUUAUUGUCUCUCAUCUGUGCACACAUCUUCGCAGCGGGUCUACCACCCGCUGAAACAUCUCUUGACCCUCUGAUCACUUCCGAAGACAGAGUGCCAACCGCUUUGCCGUCCACGUACCCCGGCGCGCAGUGGUCAGAGCCGACGGUUCGGAAGACCCUCGCCAGUGCCACGCUCGUCAACCACGCCUGGUACGAGGCCGCCAAGCCACACCUCUGGAAGAGCAUCGAGGUCCGGCUGCCGAGGAGCUGGCUCACGCUCGUCGAAGAGCUCGUCGGCGGUGACGAGGAGGAAAUUUUGGACUCGGAGCACGCGGCCGAGUUCGUCGGCCAGACCAUCCAAGACGCGCAAGACGCAGCACUCGCUGCGCAGACCGUCAUCGAGGGCUCACCGUGCGUCGACAAUCUCGCGCAGGAGCUGCACCUCAAGCUGCUCGCCACGCUCGCCGGCCCUGACGGGCACAUCCCUCCGGAGCUCCUUUCGCCGCCUGCCACGCGCGACCCGUCCCCGCGCCGCCUGCGCGCCAAGAGCAAGAGUCCGGCGCGAUGGAAGCUCAUGCGUACCAUUAGUGAUGCCAUGCAGGACGUCAUGGAGCAGCAGCAACCUGGAGUAUAUGUCCCGACGCUUCAAGACCCGCAUCCAGGCCGCUUUGUCCGCCACCUUGACUUCACGCAUUUCCGAACCAUUGGUAUGCGUCGUUCCAUCGAGGAGGGUGUGACUGGACGUUUCGUCACGAGCGAGCGUCUUUUGGCGGUUCUUAAGGAAAUGCCCAAUCUCGUAGCCUUCGGUGGUACGGAGUACAUGGACAGUGCUCUAACCCUCGAGGUCCUCCAAGAGCUUCUGCUGCGCGGUGGCCCAAGUCGCGGCAGGGGCAGGCCCUCGCGUGGUCGUGGGCUUGUCGUUGUGGACCACAGCAAUCCCGAGGAGGAAGACCGCGAGCGGAGGCGUGAUUAUCAGGAGCUCGAAGCUCUUGAUCUCACCGGUUGUGUCAGCGCCGUUUUCGCGAAGGCCAUGCACGACUUCGUCACGAUGCACCUGCUACCGCCGCCCCAGUCCGGCAACACUUCGCGGUCUGACGGCGAGGACGGUGCACGUGAACGCGGCCGCGUCCGCUUCGCCGCCGUCGACGAGUCCCUCACUUUCCCGGCUAUUCAGCGACUCAGCGUACGCGGUAUGAAGUCUAUUCCUGCACAGAUUCUAGAGCCGUUCAUCCUCGCGUUCCCCUCGCUUACCCACCUCGACCUCUCUUGCACUCGCGUCACCCCGGCUCUACUGAGUUCUCUCGGCACUUCACCCACCAUCCGCCUCAAGGGUCUUGGUCUGGAGCGGUGCAACUGGCUGACAGGCGAGAGCAUCCGAAAAUUCCUCGUCGAGUCCCCCGUGACGGCGGACCUUGAAGGGCUCAGUUUAUACGGCGAUUGGACAUUCCCGUCUCCGUUGUCGGAGGAGGAUAUGUCCGCCAUACUCGCGAAGGCACCAUGCUUCAGGUCCGGCAAGCUUGUCUACCUUGACAUCUCAAGUACGCCGGUCACGCGCGAGAUACUCCUCAGCAUCUGUGCUGAACAGCCCAACCUGCGGUCCUUGGGCAUGUCGUACAUUCGCCGCCUUGAAUUGGACACGAUCGCAGCAUUCCUCAAGACCAAAGCGCGCAACGUCGAGGCACUGACGCUCGGCAUGACCUCUCCAGAUCUCGGCUACGCCGACCAGUUCGUCCCGCCGCGGCAGGCGACCAUCGCCCUGCACACGAAAAUCAUCGGCCCGCUGUGCACCGCACCGUUUUCUUUCAGCCUGUCCAGCCCGCGGGCAGCGCCCGCACAGCCGCCGACGCGCCUGCGGGUUCUCGAGCUCGCGCCGCAGAUGCUCACGAGCCUAGGCGGGGGCGCGGGUUCGUGGCGGAUCGUGCGCAGCAAAGGCAGCCGCGGCUGGUACGUCGACUCGGCAAGCGCGUGGGUCGCGGACGACGUGCAGGGCAGCGUCCUGCGGCGCGACCUCGAAAAGGGACACCCGUGGCGCGAGGAAGUCGAACGGCUCGCGAACGCGAACGGCAACGUGAGCAAUGCCGUGGGGUGGCACUCGCGUAAGAUGGAGAUCUUACGCGGCCAUGGCUUCCUUGGACGCGAAGCUGGGUUGUACGGUGCUGUGUCUUUUGCAUAUGCGGGCUAGGGAUCGAGGCGAUACAUCUUCGAUCACAAAGCAAAAAACAAACAAAAGUUGCCAGCGUGACUGGCACUUCCUUUCGGGCUAUGAGUGGCGUCCUCGGAUCCAUUGUCUUUGUUUGCAGCUCACAUUGUAUUUUUCUAAUCGCCACACGCACAGCAGACUCUGCCUUGUUAUCGUACUUGCAUCCUUAUCACACAUAAUCACGCAAAGUAGCGAGGUAUCACCGUUAGCGCUAAAUGUUAAAUAUCACAUAUUUACCCCCUAUGAAAGGUGUGACGGAAUGGCCAGGUUCAA
Molecule: messenger RNA, 2676 nt
Organism: Phanerochaete carnosa HHB-10118-sp
Lineage: Eukaryota; Fungi; Basidiomycota; Agaricomycetes; Polyporales; Phanerochaetaceae
Exons: 4
Coding region: 181-2385 (734 amino acids)
Source: RefSeq, a predicted model, not a curated record